UAUCUUUUUAGUGAGGACUUAAAAACGACGACGCAGAAAUGCUGACAGUUUUAGUAGUGUUAUCUUAUCUACCUCUUGUAAUAAUUUUAAUGGGCAAAUUGAUGCCUCUGCAAAUUGUCUCAACCAAAUUUUUAAAAUUUCUGACACGAAGUCUCUUGCUGUUCCUGCUUUGCCUUAUUCUACAUCCAUUCACUCCAUCUUCGUAUGAUGAGUUAGUUACACUCAAUGUCUCUCUAGGCUACGUCGAGAGUGAGAAUUUUGAUAUAAUAAAAAGCAGAAGCAUUUCGUCCAAAUUUGCUUCUAUCAUUACUAUGUCAUCAACGGGUAAGAAAUUAUGGUAUGAGAGAAAUGCGUCAACGACUGCAACUUGAACGCACAGUGCAGCGCGGCGCUGGCGACCAGCGACAGACACCUCUACUACCGCUGCCUGCACUUCGAACAUCCACCACGCCAACUCAAUGUACUUCCCAUCUACCAUGAGCAGUCGGUCAUGUACUUCAAGAAAUCUAAAGCCGGUGCAGGCAUUUCAGCAGAUGGACUUUAUUAUUUCCUAAGUCCCAAGACGAUGCAUUACAGCGAGGCGGUCCAAUUCUGCCAGAGUCACCUGGACUUGUACCAGCUCGCGCAGCAGCGCAUUGACGUUAACCUCUGGCCUGUCAUCGGCCAGUACAUGAAGCGACUUAUCGAAGACAAAAAUGAUUUAGGUACAGGAAUUUUUUUCGACUUCUUCGACGUCGAAUACAGAGGCCAGAGAGUCCGUAAAAUCUACGGGAGGUUCGCGAAGAUGUUCACAAAUCCAUGCUCUGGCCGACAGCUCGCUCGAUUUGGUCUUCUGUACAAAGCCUUCAACCGCGUGUUACCUAUCGACGAUUCUUCAGUAAAAGCUUACGCCUUGUGUCAAGGAGAUAUUCUUAACUUGGGUGGAAACAAGUACGAGAUCGAGGCUACUCCAAAGGAUCGAGGAUUGACCAGAAUUUGGAGCGAGGAAAAUGGAUGCGUAGAGAUGUUGGACCCAAGAGAUGUGAUGGACACUGAAGUAGAAGAUGACUACAUUGGAGAAGAAGAUGCUGGAGAACUGGAACUGUUUGAUGAAGAAUUCCAGCCUCAAUAUGAUAAAUGAAUAGUGUUGAACGACUCCUAUCUUUGGUAGAAGUUGUUUUCCAAUUACAAUUGAUUAUUCAAGAGCCGACAAAACAAAGCGAUUAAAAUGAAUUUAUCGUACUUUUAA
Molecule: messenger RNA, 1228 nt
Organism: Hyalella azteca
Lineage: Eukaryota; Metazoa; Arthropoda; Malacostraca; Amphipoda; Hyalellidae
Exons: 4
Coding region: 491-1120 (209 amino acids)
Source: RefSeq, a predicted model, not a curated record